This is a messenger RNA of Salvia hispanica, 5540 nucleotides long. Its product is annotated as TRAF-like family protein. Gene Ontology annotation, molecular function: protein binding. Lineage: Eukaryota; Viridiplantae; Streptophyta; Magnoliopsida; Lamiales; Lamiaceae. The record is from RefSeq and is a predicted model, not a curated record.
CAUUAGUAUGGUGCAGCCUCACUUUUGUCCAAAAUCUUAGUAGUACCAAUACCAAUACCCUCGCAGCCAUACCCACACAAUCAUCCCUCUCUCUCUCAAUUAUGAUGAUGAGCUAACAACAUUGAAAUCAGAUGAUAUAUAUACUGGCGGAGAAGCGAUAGAUUGUUUCAAUUCACAAACUGAUUCUCAACAAAAAACCUAAUCAAUCAUCACUACAAUGAAGCACCUCCACCACCACGACGCCGCCGUCUCCUCCUCCGACGCCGCCGCGCCGUCCGCGCCCCCGUCGCCCUCGCCCUCCAAUCGCUCAUCGGAGAAGCCCUCGGCCGCCGUCGAGGAUCCGUGCCGCGACGCCGUCGCCACCUCCUCUUCCUCCUCAUCCUCCUCAUCAUCCGCCGCCGCCGCUGCCGCCUCCGACUCUGUCGUCGUCGAGCGCCGAGGAGACUACUCCGCAAUCUGCAAAUGGACUAUUUCUAAUUUCCCCAAGAUCAAAUCGCGCGCGCUCUGGAGUAAGUAUUUCGAAGUCGGGGGUUUCGAUUGCCGUUUGCUGAUUUACCCCAAGGGUGAUUCGCAGGCGCUGCCUGGAUACGUUUCUAUCUACUUGCAAAUCAUGGACCCUCGAAACACUGCUUCCUCUAAGUGGGAUUGUUUCGCCAGCUACCGCCUCUGCAUUGAGAAUUUAUCGGAUGAUUCGAAAUCCGUGCACCGGGACAGCUGGCAUCGGUUUUCCUCCAAGAAGAAGUCCCAUGGCUGGUGUGAUUUUGCCUCGCUUAAUUCACUUCACGACCCUAAGGUUGGAUUCUUGCAUUUGAAUAAUGAUUGCAUACUUAUCUCGGCGGAUAUAUUGAUACUUCAUGAGUCCUUUUCUUUCUCGCGCGAUAGCUAUGAUUUGCAGGCGAAUAAUGUGUCGUCUAUGGGUGGUGGAGGGAACGGACUGGUUGUUGGGGAUUCUUUGAGUGGGAAGUUCACUUGGAAAGUGCAUAAUUUUAGUUUGUUUAAGGAGAUGAUUAAGACACAGAAAAUAAUGAGUCCAGUGUUUCCAGCCGGGGAGUGUAAUUUGCGGAUUAGUGUGUAUCAAAGUGUAGUGAGUGGGGUGGAGUAUCUGUCCAUGUGCUUGGAGAGUAAGGACACAGAGAAGAACUCCUUGGUGUCGGAUAGAAGUUGCUGGUGUUUGUUUAGGAUGUCCGUGUUGAAUCAGAAGCUGGGUGCUGGUUCAAACCAUGUGCAUCGGGAUAGCUAUGGGAGGUUUGCCGCAGAUAAUAAAAGUGGGGACAACACGAGUUUGGGUUGGAAUGAUUACAUGAAAAUGGCAGACUUUCUGGCUCCCGAAUCAGGAUUCUUGGUGGAUGACACUGCAGUUUUUAGCACUUCAUUUCAUGUUAUUAAGGAGUUGAGCAGUUUCUCUAAGAGUGGUGCUUUGGUUGGUGUUAGGAGCGGGGGUAAUUUGAGGAAGUCAGAUGGAUAUAUGGGGAAGUUUACCUGGAGAAUUGAGAAUUUUAUCCGCUUGAAGGAUCUCUUGAAAAAGAGAAAGAUAACUGGCCUUUGCAUAAAAAGUAGGAGGUUUCAGAUUGGGAAUCGGGAUUGCCGCCUUAUUGUUUACCCCAGAGGACAGUCUCAGCCUCCAUGCCACCUUUCAGUGUUUCUUGAAGUUACAGACUCGCGAAAUACUAACAGUGAAUGGAGUUGCUUUGUGAGCCAUCGUUUGUCAGUUAUCAAUCAAAGGAUGGAGGAUAAGUCUGUUACUAAAGAAUCUCAGAAUCGAUAUUCCAAGGCUGCCAAGGACUGGGGUUGGCGCGAGUUUGUGACCCUUACUAGUCUCUUUGAUCAGGAUUCUGGAUUUCUAGUCCAGGAUACUGUUAUCUUCUCUGCUGAGGUUCUUAUAUUGAAAGAAACAUCCACAAUGCAGGACUUCACUGAUCAAGAUACCAACUCACAGAAUUUGCCUUCUUCAUUAGACAAGGUUGGGAAGAGGAGUUCCUUCACAUGGAAGGUGGAGAACUUCUUGUCUUUUAAGGAAAUAAUGGAAACUAGAAAAAUCUUUAGCAAGUUCUUUCAGGCUGGUGGCUGUGAGCUUCGAAUUGGAAUUUAUGAGUCCUUUGACACAAUAUGUAUAUAUCUGGAGAGUGAUCAAUCAAUUGGCUGUGAGCCUGACAAGAAUUUUUGGGUGAAGUAUAGGAUGGCUAUUGUGAAUCAAAAGAAUCCAUCCAAAACUGUUUGGAAGGAGUCUUCCAUUUGUACAAAGACGUGGAACAACUCCGUUCUUCAAUUUAUGAAAGUAUCAGACAUGAUGGAAGCUGAUGCUGGGUUUUUGCUGCGUGAUACGGUUGUCUUUGUCUGUGAGAUCCUGGAUUGCUGCCCAUGGUUUGAGUUUGCUGAUCUGGAGGUUUUAGCUUCUGAAGACGACCAAGAUGCUUUGACAACAGACCCUGAUGAACUAAUUGAUUCUGACGAUAGUGAAGGUCUAAGUGGAGAUGAAGAAGACAUCUUCAGAAAUCUUCUCUCGAGGGCUGGCUUUCACCUUACUUAUGGUGAUAAUCCAUCUCAGCCUCAGGUCACUUUGAGAGAAAAACUUCUAAUGGAUGCUGGAGCAAUAGCUGGUUUUCUAACCGGACUCCGUGUUUAUCUUGAUGACCCUGCAAAAGUAAAACGCUUGCUUCUUCCUACAAAAAUAUCUGGUAAUAUUGACAGGAAGAAAAUAAAUAAGGACGAUGAAUCUUCACCCAGUCUGAUGAAUUUGUUGAUGGGAGUCAAAGUUUUGCAACAAGCGAUAGUUGAUUUACUUUUGGAUAUAAUGGUUGAGUGUUGCCAACCGUCGGAGGGGACUAGUGAUGAUUUGUCAGAUGCUAGCUCUAAACCUUUCCCAGACAGCAGUGGCGCGAUUAGUCCACUAGAGUCUGAUGGCGAGAAUGAAACAACAGGUUCUGCACAGCUUUCUGUGGAUGAUAGAUUAGAGCCUGGAAUUGGUGAAAGUGUAAGCGCUUCUGCUGUGCAAAGCUCUGAUGUGAACAGGAUUAACCUAGGUGCAAAAGCUGUUCCUGAACAGCCUAUUUGUCCUCCAGAGACAUGUGCUACUAUUUCCAAUGAAAACCACUCUCAUCAAUCCAAGGCUAAGUGGCCAGAGCAGUCAGAGGAACUCCUUGGAUUGAUUGUCAACUCUCUGAGAGCACUUGAUGGAGCUGUCCCCCAAGGUUGUCCAGAACCAAGAAGGAGGCCGCAGUCUGCCCAAAAGAUUGCUCUUGUAUUGGAUAAAGCUCCCAAGCAUCUACAGCCGGACCUGGUUGCUUUGGUUCCAAAAUUAGUUGAGCACUCAGAACACCCACUUGCUGCUUGUGCACUUCUAGAAAGGCUUAAGCAGCCUGAUGCAGAACCUGCACUGCGUUUACCCGUUUUUGGGGCACUUACUCAGUUAGACUGUAGCAGUGAAGUAUGGGAGCGUGUUCUUUUCCAGUCACUGGAGCUUCUGACUGAUUCCAAUGGUGAAAUCCUUGCAGCAACAGUGGAUUUUAUAUUUCAAGCUGCAUUGCACAGUCAGCAUCUUCUUGAAGCAGUGAGAUCAAUACGAGAGAGACUGAAAAAUUUGGGUACUGAGGUCUCUUCAUGUGUAUUAGACUGCUUAAGCAGGACCGUAAGUAGUUGUGCAGAUAUUGCUGAAUCUAUUAUUAGAGAUAUUGAUUGUGAUGAUGGUGCUAGUGAUAGUAUGCAAUCAGGGAUUUUUAUAUUUGGUGAAAGUGGGCCUGUUUCGGAAAAACUGAAUUCAGGAGAAGAGCAACAUUUGCAUGUUAGUCGUCAUUUUUCCGAUAUUUAUCUUCUGAUAGAGAUGUUAUCUAUACCUUGCCUUGCAAUUGAAGCUUCUCAAACUUUUGAGAGAGCUGUAGUUCGUGGCACUUUUGUUCCUCAAUCUGUAGCAAUGGUCUUGGAAAGACGCCUUGCUAGACAAUUGAAUUUGACUUCCCAAUAUAUUGCCGAAAAUUUCCAGCAGCCUGAUGUAGACACGGAUGAUGAAGCCAUUGAGCAACUGAGAGCUCAAGCAGAUGAUUUUGCUUCAGUUCUUGGUCUUGCUGACACAUUAGCACUUUCCAAGGAUCAACGGGUCAAAGGAUUUGUAAAAAUUCUUUAUACUGUGUUGUUCAAAUGGUAUGCUGAUGAGACCCACCGAUUAAGGAUGCUAAAGAGGCUGGUUGAUCGUGCAACAAGUACUGCAGAUGCGAGUCUUGAAGUAGAUUUAUAUUUGGAGAUUUUGGCGAUAUUAGCAUCUGAGGACCAGGAAGUGGUGAGACCAGUCUUGAACAUGAUGAGGGAGGUUGUUGAGCUUGCAAAUGUUGAUCGGGCAGCUCUUUGGCAUCAGUUAUGUGCCAGUGAAGAUGAGAUUCUUCGUGUCCGUGAAGAAAGAAAGGUGGAAGUAACUAGUGCUGCUAAAGAAAAAGCUCUUUUAUCUCAGAGGCUGAGUGAAUAUGAAGCUUCUAAUAUUCGUCUAAAGUCUGAAAUGAAGGCUGAGAUGGAUCGCUUUGCUCGGGAAAGAAAAGAGCUGGCUCAGCAGAUACAAGAAGCAGAGAGUCAAAUGGAGUGGGUUCGCUCAGAAAAAGAUGACGAGAUUACAAAGCUUAAAGCUGAGAAGAGAACUUCUCAGGAUCGUCUCCAUGAUGCAGAAGCACAACUCUCCCAGUUGAAAUCUCGAAAACGUGAUGAAUUAAAGAGGGUAAUGAAGGAGAAAAAUGCUCUUGCUGAGAGACUGAAGAGUGCUGAAGCAGCACGGAAACGGUUUGAUGAAGAGUUGAAAAGAUUUGCCACAGAAAAUGUGACUCGUGAAGAAGUCCGACAAUCACUAGAGGAUGAGAUUCGUAGCCUGAGACAAGCAGUUGGGCAAACAGAAGGCGAGAAGCGUGAAAAGGAGGAUCAGAUUGCUAGAUGUGAAGCUUUUAUUGAUGGGAUGGAAUCCAAAUUGCAGGCCUGCCAGCAAUACAUUCGUCACCUUGAAGGCCAACUUCAGGAGGAAAUGUCGCGACAUGCUCCUCUAUAUGGUGCUGGCUUGGAUGCUUUGUCAAUGACGGAGCUGGAAACACUAUCACGCAUACAUGAAGAAGGGCUGAGGCAGAUCCAUGCCAUCCAACAACGUAAAGCAAGCAGUCCUCUUGUAAGUAGUCACAAUCAUUCUCACACUCACGGGUGGUUCCCUUCUACUUCACUUCCAAUGGCUGUUGGAUUGCCUUCUCCUGUCCCAAAUGGCGGUGGGAUCCAUGGCAAGGGUCACGCAAAUGGUGGUACCGGACCCUGGUUCAGCCAGUAGAGCGGGAGUAUAGAAUCCAUGCCACAUGUCCCCCGACUGGACAUUUGACAUGGUGAGAUACACAUUUAUAGCAUACCAAAAUCAGUGGAUCAAUUUCUACUUUUGUUAGUUGGCUUAGGCAUUUUAACUGGUAGGCUUUUUGGAGAGCCUCGAGAGAAAAGCUGAUACAGUAGAUCCCUUUGGGAAAAUAUUGAUCUCUGUAGGCUGUGAAUCCAAUAGCAAUUAAAUGCCAUAAUUGAGUUUUUCUUCUCUUCUA